GUUACUAUAUAUAGAUCUUUUUGUAUGUAGUUAGAGAGGUAACUGUUGAAAGGAAAAUUAUUUGACUCGUACGAUAUUUAAUAUAUAGAUGCACUGAUGUAUAAUGUUACAUAGGAGCUGAACGGUACUAAGACAUCGACGAUGGAAUGUACAGGUGGUGAUGAGGAUGACGUCACGAGCGAUGAUGAGUACAGUGACGAUGGUUUUCCUGGGUAUACAAAUAACAACGGAUAUGGAACAUCAAAGAUGAACGCUAUUCCGAACCUCCUUUCAGAACAUGUCAUGAACGAGAAUGAACAACAGAUGGGAAACCCGUGUUGUAUGACGCAUUCCUUUGUCAAAGCGGCCAGUGAAGGUGACCUUGAGACUGUUACGUCACAUAUAGAGAGCGGUAUAGAUAUCAACUCAGUAAAUGAGAUGGGCGAUUCUGCUUUAUGCAUGUCCUGUUACUAUGGUCAAAUCCAAAUGACAAAGUAUUUAUUAAAGCUGAAUGCUUCUGUCAAUUACUCAAAAUCAGAUUUUGAGAUGACCCCUUUGCACGCGUGCGCAAAGAACGGCUACAUAGAAACAGUAGAUAUCCUGCUACAACACGGAGACAUAGAUGUUGAUAAGAGGGAUGCUUCCAACAACACAGCUUUGCACUUGGCUUGUCAGCAAGAGCAUCUGGCUAUUGUGCAAAGGUUGUUACGUCACGGAGCAGACGUAAAUGCGCGCGACUGUUUGGACAGGACUCCACUCUUUGCAGCAGUAAAGGGACGUAGCAAUGAAAUCGUAGACCAGCUCAUUCAGUUCAAUGGAGACACGAAUCUGAAUGAUGUAAUGGGGAAGUCGAUAAUGCACUAUGCAAGUGUUUACAUCAUCCAGCAAUUAGGAAAAGGUCUAAUCAACAGAAAAGAUAAUAGAGGACAAACACCACUAAUGACGGCCGUUAUACUGGGUCAGCCGAAGAAAGUCGAUUUACUUCUGGCCAUGGGAGCAGAUCCUGAUACUCCAGACAUUACAGGCGUUUAUCCUAUCCAGAAAACAAUGAUGAAAGGCUUCGAUGCGACAUCCGUACAGAUAGGUAGCAGUCUAAGAUCGCAAAGCUCAAUAAACCAAUCAGAUUUCCGCGAUCCUUCUACACAACAGAUGUUUCGGGAUGCAUCCGCUAUGGAAUCGAUCUCCGGAUGUGUGGAUUACUUUGGGUACAUACCAUUGUGUCUGGUGUGCAAAGCUCUGACCAUGAAAGGAACGAAGGCUUUGGAGGAUGUUAUUGAUUUCAACUUUAACAAUAAAUUUCCACGGAAUUCGUACGUUGCACCUCAAAUAAAUGCUAGCAUCUGGAAUUCAGAUUUGCCCGGAAUUGAUCUCAAGGUAGUGAGUUCUUUGGAAUCGUUAAUGGAAGCAGGAUGUGACUACUACCGAGAAGACAAGCGUAAAAACAGGCCAUUGUUUUAUUGUGUUAAGAAACAAAAAAAGUUGCAACUUUUCAUGUCGAAAGGUCCAUUACACUACAACGUUAUGGACCAGAAAAUGCUUGUGUUACAUCACUGUGCAAAAAUGAAUGAUGCUGAAUCAGCAAUAAUUCUACUUAAAGGAUUCAACACGCAGGUGAGGAAUGUCAUUGACAGUGUCGACAGGAAUGGUGCAACAGCUCUACACAUAGCUGCUGCACACGGCUCUGUCAGCGUUCUCAUGAGGUUGCUAGAAUUUGGAUCAAGUGCAAACAAACAAGAUAAGCACGGGAACACGCCUCUUCAUUUUGCUGCAUUCAUACACAUGCCUGACUUAUAUAGGUUUCUAGUGAGGGAAGGUGCAUCUCUACAGACAAAAGAUAAAGCAGGUGAAACUGCUCUUGAUAUCGCAGCUAAAUGUCGAUGUUAUCCCCUUUUGGAGGACCGGGAACGAAUCGUCAUUGAAGAGCGAUUCCAAAACCGGUUCAUGGCAGCACGUCACGGCUUUAGCUUUGGUGAGGUGGUUUAUAUUCCAAGGAGACACAUGAACAGUAUCCACAUCACGGACCAGGAAUUACAUUGCCUCCUCAAUGAGAAAACAGUUGGAGAAAAAGGGGAAAAGAAAACUAGUGGAUCCUACGUCCGAAUGAUCAAAGAUACUUUUGGAUUAGGCAGCGUUGAGUAUCAGGGCGAAGCUUUAGACGUCAAGAAAGCCAUAUUAUUAUACAUACACAAAGUUGCGUUAGAGAUUGCUAAAGCUGAUACACGCUUCAGAAACACCGUUGUUUUUACUGGGAGCUCUGCAGAUAACACCAAGGUUGGCUUUCCCAACGAAUUCGACGUGAUGAUUGUAUUGGAUCGAUUUAGUGAAAUCUGUUGUGAACUAUCCUCGGAUAAGAGAGAAAAUACACUGUUCGUUCCCCUGAAGAUUCGACGAGAUGCACACACAGUGGAUUUCUUUGAAUUCAUCAACGAUGGCUAUUUGGCAAGGAGAAAAGUCUUCGAUGCUUUUGGAGAACUCCUAUGGUCUGUUUUGAGUCACAUGCAAGCUCCUAGUCAAAUGUUUCCAUCCUUAUGGAAAAGAGCAAUGGUAGCUGGCCCAUCACGAAAUCCUGUAACCUGUCCCAUCAGUCUUAUUUGGCGAGGUCUACAAUAUAAACAAAUGGAAAUAGAUAUCGACUUUGUACCCGCCAUACACUGCAAGACAUGGCCGUCCUUUGUGCAAACUUCAACAACAGUAGAUGACGAAAUCAAAAGAUGUGGCAUCCACCUAGUUGCGAAACCAUUAAGGACAGAAGUAGUCAUGGAAACUACUAACUCUGAUAAUUUGUGGCGGAUGUCCUUUUCUAUGGCGGAACGGAUGCUCAUAAACAGACUUCCGGAAGAGGUCAAGGACGUAUACCGCGUAUGUAAGGCUCUGAGGAAUAGCGAGGUGUGUCCUCAGAUUGUGUUUACCCCGUUAAACCCUCCACCUCCCUUGUUCAGUUUUAAUAUUAUGGAAAAUAUCCCAUCAUAUUUCUUGAAGGUAGGAAUUUUUAAUAUGAUUCAUGCUCACAGAACAACUAAGUCCCAAAAUGUUCCUGUCGAUGACCGUGUUUUCGCUACUAGUCGACCCUGUGAGGAGGCGCAUGACUCCACGUAUGUAGGGGGCGAGACCGACGUACAUGAGAUGGAUGACAACAAAUUGGACGCGGUCGCGUUAUACAGCUAUAUGGCAGACGCCUUCCAGUCUGAGAAUCUUCCAUACUUCUUCUCUCCUGACUACAAUCUUCUGAGAGAGCGAUAUCUAAAACAUAAAGCUGCUGCCGUUGACAUUUGUCGUAUGCUGUCGGAAAUCGCAUCAUUGUGAACCUUUAUCUGCCGCGACACAAAAUGUUUCAAGUGCGGAUACUGUUUUCAUUACAUGAUGU
Molecule: messenger RNA, 3343 nt
Organism: Mizuhopecten yessoensis (Yesso scallop)
Lineage: Eukaryota; Metazoa; Mollusca; Bivalvia; Pectinida; Pectinidae
Product: ankyrin-1-like
Exons: 2
Coding region: 142-3282 (1046 amino acids)
Molecular function (GO): protein binding
Source: RefSeq, a predicted model, not a curated record